CCGCACCCGCUGACUCCGUGUGCCCCCUGCACGCUGACAGAGCAUCCUUCAUCCCGACGCGACCCUCCCAGGAGGCAGCGCAGCACAUCUGACCACAGAUCCAGAAACCCAUGCGCCCCCCGGCCCGCGACGCCAGAAGCGCGGUUACAGCGAGAUUGGAGCGACUUGCUUUUCUCCUCUCCGGAACUGCCGCUCCCCUCUUUCGUAAAGCCAGUCGUCAAGUUGGGAAAGCCGCUCCACCUAAUCUUUAAAAUAACCGCCUCCGGGGCGUGGCUGGCGUCCUCUAACUGCGCGGCCCUGGAGAGUUGGCCUUGGCUGAGAAUGACUCUCGUUUUGUGCCUGAGGAGAGCAAGGAAGAGUGUGAGGGCCGAGCAUCCUCGCGAAGAGAUACCUUUAAAAAGUCAUCCACAGCAUCAGUAGAAACAGUUUUUUGUUGCUUUGGUUUGUUUAUACCGAGUGGUUUUUCGGCGAAAUGCUGUUUUGGUUAAAAGAAGAAAUGGCCCCUCAGGAGUUCACCCGGCGACUGACCACAGUGAUCGCUCGUGUCGAUGAAAUUAUGCAGCGGGAAAUCAGGCCCUUGGUGGCAGUGGAUAUAAUCGAACAACUUCACAGACAAUUUGCCAUUCUUUCAGGAGGCCGAGGGAAAGAUGGUGCCCCCAUCAUCACUUUUCCAGAGUUUGUGGGGUUCAAACACAUCCCAGAUGAGGACUUUCUGAAUGUCAUGACCUACCUCACUAGCGUCCCCAGUGUGGAGGCUGCCAGCAUCGGAUUCAUCAUUGUUAUCGACAGACGAAGGGACAAGUGGAGCUCCAUAAAAGCAUCCUUGACACGAAUAGCUGUAGCAUUUCCAGGAAACUUGCAGCUCAUAUUCAUUCUUCGUCCAUCUUGCUUUAUCCAGAGGACGUUCACUGACAUUGGCAUUAAGUACUAUCGAGAUGAAUUUAAAAUGAAAGUGCCGAUCGUUAUGUUAAACUCCGUUUCUGACCUUCAUGACUACAUCGACAAAAGCCAACUGACAGAGGACUUAGGGGGAACUUUGGAAUAUCACCACAGUCAGUGGAUAAAUCAUCGAACUGCCAUUGAAAACUUUGCUCUGGCGUUGAAGAGCACUGCUCAGAUGCUCCAGACUUUUGGGGCCUGCCUAGCCACAACAGAACUGCCCAGAAGCAUGUCAUCCUCUGAAGACCUUCUCAUGUCCCACACAAGGCAGCAGGGCAAGUUGCAGGAUGAGCUAAAAUUACUUGGAAAGCAAGGGACCACAUUGCUGUCAUGUAUUCAAGAACAAGCAACCAAAAGUCCCACCAGCAAACUCAGUCUCAAUGAAGCUGAGAAUGUAGCUACCAUGGAAAGGUUAUUAGUUCAGUUGAAUGAAACAGAAAAAGCCUUUAGUCAGUUCUGGUCUGAGCAUCACCUGAAACUUAAUCAAUGCCUACAACUACAGCACUUUGAACACAAUUUUUGUAAGGUUAAGCUUGCCCUGGACAACUUGUUGGCAGAGCAAGCAGAGUUUACAGACAUCGGAGACAGUGCGAUGCGUGUGGAGCAACUUCUUAAGGAAUACAAAAAACUGGAAGGAGAAGGCCAGGAGUCCUUGGAAAAGGCCCAGCUGCUUGCAGUAAUUGGGGACCAGCUCAUCCAAAGCCACCACUAUGCCGUGGACUCCAUCAGACCCCAGUGUGCAGAGCUCAGGCACCUCUGUGAUGACUUCAUCAAUGAAAACAAGAAAAAACACGACAUUUUAGAAAAGUCCUUGGAGUUGCAUAGACAGUUGGACAAGGUCAGCCAGUGGUGUGAAGAAGGAAUCUACCUCUUGGCUUCCCAAGCUGUAGACAAGUGCCAGUCCCGAGAGGGGGUUGACAUUGCCUUGACUGACAUUGAGACAUUCCUGGGCACAGCGAAGGAGUACCAGUUGCCCAGCCCCAACGAGUUUUACAACCAGUAUGAGCUGAUGCUCACUCUUGAUGUAAAGGCCAAAGCCCAGAAUGUCCUGCAGAAGCUGGGUGAUGUGCAGGAAAUAUUUCACAAGAGGCAAAUGAGUCUGAUGAAACUGGCAGCCAGACAGACUCGCCCAGUGCAACCGGUGGCCCCGCGUCCUGAGUUCUCCCCAAAAUGGGUGUCACCAAAACUCCGCCAGCCCUCCACCUUGGCUCCUAGUCAGAAAACAUCUGAGGAACAUUAUGUGGAGACGGAUUUAAACUCUGUGGAAAAGGAAGAUGAUGAGACUAAAUUUGAAGUCAAGAAUGAAGAAAUACUUGAAAGCAGUCAUGAUGGGGAGAACCCUGAGCCAGAGCAACUUGACAGUUCCAAAAAUCUUUCCCCCAGCAGGCGCAUUAUACGUGACUUGCUUGAGACGGAAGAGACUUACAUAAAAGAGAUUAAGAACAUAAUUGAUGGAUAUAUCAUUCCAAUGGAUUUUAUUUGGCUGAAGCAUCUAAUUCCAGAUGUUCUUCGGAAUAACAAGGAAUUUCUCUUUGGGAAUAUUAGAGAACUUUAUGAAUUUCACAACAGGACUUUUCUAAAAGAAUUGGAAAAAUGCACUGAAAACCCUGAACUUCUGGCACGUUGCUUUCUCAAGAGAAAAGAAGAUCUUCAAAUAUAUUUUAAAUAUCAUAAGAACCUGCCCCGAGCCAGAGCAAUCUGGCAAGAAUGUCAAGACUGCACCUACUUUGGGGUAUGCCAGCGUCAACUGGGUCACAGUCUCCCUCUUUUUAAGUAUCUGAGAGGACCAAGCCAGAGACUUAUAAAGUACCAGAUGUUGUUGAAGGGUCUGCUGGAUUUUGAGUCACCUGAGGAUUUGGAGAUGGACCCAGGUGAUCUAGAAGGAGGUUCAGCUAAGAAUGGGCCAGAGAGGACCAAGGAUUCAGCCUUCUCAGACGACCUACAACAAGCUUUGGCCAUGAUGGAGGAUUUGAUCAAGUCCUGUGAGUUGGCUGUGGACCUGGCAGCAGUCACUGGAUGUCCGGACGAUAUCAGAAAACUGGGCAAGCUGUUGAUGCAUGGCUCUUUCAACGUCUGGACAGUUCACAAGGAUCGUUAUAAGAUGAAGGAUUUAAUUCGAUUUAAGCCCAGCCAGAGGCAAAUCUAUCUAUUUGAACAGGGAAUAGUGUUCUGUAAGAUACGAAUGGAGCCCAGUGACCAGGGCCUGUCUCCUCAUUACAGCUUUAAGAAGUCUAUGAAGUUAAUGACACUUUCAAUUCACCAACUUGGAAGGGGGAGCAACAGAAAGUUUGAAAUUACCAACCAAAAUGGACUCGAGAAAUACAUCCUACAGGCAGCUUCAAAAGAAAUCAGAGAUUGUUGGUUUUCAGAAAUAAGUAAAUUAUUGCUGGAACAACAAAACAAUAUUAAAGAUGUUUAUGAGGAUGAAGAAAAUGGCAGACAAAUAUCCCCAAAAUGUUGCUCCAGCAGGGAGUUUAUCUCCAUGGAAAAUUUUGACAAUUGUGAAGGUCCAGAAGAUACGGAAAAGGAGAGCAGUGCUCUGAGUCUGCCGGGGCUUUGCCAGUUGGACGACAGUUAUGAAACCUCCAAGUCUGUUCAGGAAACGGGAGAAAGCAUCCAGGGAGAGAAAGAGGGCGGCGAAGAGGAGGACACGGCCACAAACAAAACUGAGGAGAGCCCUGGGAUGUCCACUGGCUUGCUCGCCCCCAGUGGGGAAACCGGUUUUCGAGCAGAGGCAGUGCGGGCGCGUGAAGGGGGCCUGAGGCCGCCCUCCGCAGAGAACUGA
This is a messenger RNA of Kogia breviceps (pygmy sperm whale), 3724 nucleotides long. It is a transcript of the gene MCF2L2, whose product is annotated as MCF.2 cell line derived transforming sequence-like 2. The record is from RefSeq and is a predicted model, not a curated record. Gene Ontology annotation, cellular component: cytoplasm. Gene Ontology annotation, molecular function: guanyl-nucleotide exchange factor activity. Lineage: Eukaryota; Metazoa; Chordata; Mammalia; Artiodactyla; Physeteridae.